AUGGAGGCAAACGGAUUUAAGGCGGAUUACAUUGUUACAGACCGCCAUCCACAGAUCCAGAAAUAUCUGAGGGAACGGAACAUCACGCAGUUCUAUGACGUCUGGCACUUUGAGAAAGGUUUGUCUAAGAAACUGGAGAAAGCAUCGCACAAAGAAGACAUUCUUAAGAAAUGGCUACAGAGCAUCAAGAACCAUGUGUACUGGUGCGCUACGUCAUCAACCACUGGACCGGAAAAAGUGGCAAAGUGGACAUCGCUGCUAAAUCACUUGCAAAAUGUUCAUGAUCAUGAAGACCCCCUUUUCCCCAAAUAUCUGCAUCCUGAACGAGCGUCGAGGGACCCCAACAAAUGGCUACAACCUGGGUCAGUUGCACUUCACAAAGCUGAGAAACUACUGCUUAACAAACGAGUCCUGAAGGAUGUAGCAAAACUCAGCCAUCAUCACCAGACGUCAUCGCUGGAGUCAUUCCACAGUCUGAUACUGCGUUUUGCUCCAAAGAAUGUGGUUUUUCCCUUCAUGGGAAUGUUGUGCAGGUUGUAUCUUGCAUCAAUGCACCACAACGAAAAUGCUUCACGGGUGCAAGCUACGACUUCUGCAGGGCAGGCUGUUUAUAAAGUUGUCUAUCCAAAGGCGAAGAUGGGGGAAGGUGUUGUGAAGCCCGUGAAAACGGAUCCAACAUUCAACUAUGUACAUGACCUCAUGAGGCUGCUCAUGGAGGUUUUUGAGGACCCAACAUCAUUUGACGAGGAAAUGAAGACUAUCCCCAUCCCUCCAGACCUUUCAGCAGAAAAUACACGCACUCCGAAGGCUGAGCUGGUUGCCCGUCACGUCUCCCGCUUCAAUCUAGAGGUGGUCUGAAGCCUACGUAGUCACCAGAUGGGAACUGCUGCCGUAUCCGCUGCACCACACAUGACGGGAGGACGACCCGACAACCAUGUCCUAAAUAUCCCCAGCACCAGCUUACAAAGCUGCGAUAGGUGCCUGAAACGCCUAAGGGCAAAAGAGCAGAACUUUCAGACCACCUGUUUUCAACAAUAACCUCUUAUAGGCUGGGCCUACACUGGGCCUUACUGUGCACCCCCCACCUCCCAACGAAACCAACUAUUUUUGAAUGGUCUGACCAUGCUGAACAUAAAGAAAUAGUUGGCUUCGUUGGGAGGUGGGGGUGCACAGUAAGACCCCGUUGCUCGGGGCCUAAUAGUUUUAUUCUGUUUUUCUUCUAAUGGUAAAUUGAUUCACAUAAUAUUAAUAGUAUAAUAUUGCUUUGGUUUUGUUUAGUAGGAGCUUAGACAAAAUGACUUACUCUUCAUCUCUUGUGUGCCUCACAGGUCCAUAAUCAUACUUGUAAAUAUUGUAAAUAUUUUGUAGACUGUAUAUGUUUAGACACACAGGCUCCAGGCCUGGAUGUUGUGUCAUACAGGUAAUUGAUUCUGGCACUUGGCUCAUUCGUCGUAGUACCUAAUAAAUACAAUAAGACAAAAUAA
Molecule: messenger RNA, 1484 nt
Organism: Gadus morhua (Atlantic cod)
Lineage: Eukaryota; Metazoa; Chordata; Actinopteri; Gadiformes; Gadidae
Exons: 5
Coding region: 1-858 (285 amino acids)
Source: RefSeq, a predicted model, not a curated record